GUCUCCCGCGGCGACGCGCCGAUCGGCGACGAGAGAAGUGGCCCAGCCGAGGCUGCCGUGAGACCGGAGCGGCGACGACGAUUUGUCUCAAGUGUAAUCUUGAAUUAUUGCCAAGCAAUCGCAGAGCUUGAGAAACGAGAGCACGAGUGAAACCACCUGCCUGAGAAUUAGGGCCCGAGCAGAACGGCCGUUCCUAAGUCGAACCGUUGAACCCCCUAAGACACAGGACGAGGACUUGAGACCCAAGACAUUGUCCGUUCUGCCGAGGCCGUUGGCUCGAAAGCUACGCGAAGCGAAUGAACAUGAGCGACGCGACUAAUCGCUCCCGUGGUGUUUUCAGCAGCAAGAUGACGCCGGAGGGGUACACGCGCGUGUACGUGGGCGGGCUGAACGAGAGCAUCAAGAAGGAGGACCUGCAGAUGGAGUUCGAGAAGUACGGCAAGCUGAACAAGGUCUGGGUGGCGUUCAACCCGCCGGGCUUCGCCUUCAUCGAGUUCUUCAACAUGAACGAGGCCGAGCUGGCGUGCUGCAACAUGAACGGCAUGGAGAUAAUGGGUGCAAAGUUGCGGGUGGAGAUCUCCCGGGGUAGGGGCCGCGGCGGCGGCGGCAGGGGCGGUGGCGCGGGCGGUUUCCGCGGCAGUCGCGGGGUUGGCGGUAGGGACUUCGGCUCACGGGGCGGCGGAGGCGCCGCCUCCGCCGGUUACAGGGGCAGUACUUACGGGGAUUACGGAGGCAGCUAUUAUACAGGCAGGGGUGGCGGAAGUAGGGGCAGAGGUCGUUACGGAGAAGACUAUAUGUUCAAUCGCAGCAGCGGGUAUGUUACGCGAGACGGAUAUACGCAAGACGUCUACGGUGGUAGUAGCGGGGACGCUGGCGCCGACUACUACACCGGGAAGGAGACGAGCACGGCGAGGUAUCGCAGCCGCUCGCCCGCCGGCCGUGGCAGUCAUCGUCAUCUACGUGAAUGCACAUAAAAGAACUACGCUGCGUCUUGCCAAUCUGAACUGCGGGCCGAUCAGCCACCCGCCUCGACGACUUCAUUUCUGUCCAAUCUACACAGCGACCUGUAUAUAGACGAGAGCUACCAUUGCAGUUUGCGCUGUGCAAUGUUUUCCGUGCAUUGUAUCACUCCCAUACGAUCCGUGGUCGCUGCCGGGGAACAUUUUCUAUGAUUAACAGACUCGACAGUUCCCUCUAAGAGCAUUCUCACGCGAAGCGUGAAACACGCGAACCGCAGAAGGUUCAAGAGAACGAUUAAUAUUCGAAGAAGUAAUUAACAUAGAGCUGUAAUCUAUAGAGACUAUAACACUAUCUACAAUCAUCAAUUUGCUUUGAAACGAAACCGUACUGUGGGUUGUUUUUAGAUCUCUCCUUCCUUUACGUACAUUUUAGAUUUUUAGUACGUAGAAUUUUUUUUGUGGUCCUUGGUUUACGAUUAUAAUACAGACCUCGAGUCUCAUUUGCAUACAUAUAAUCCCACGACCGUUUAAAAGUAAUAGCAUCUCGUAAUUUUGUUGAUUUACUUUACUGGCUUUUAGCUACCACUAUUUCCAGCUUUCCGAGAUAAGUUUCCGUGACUGCAAUUAACGACGGUCCACAAUCUUGUGAAUAUCAUUCUCACGUAUUUAGAUAGAAAACGUGUGCUCGCUUAACGUUUUAUGAAUAGUAACGAUUUUAUAUGGAAUCGGAAAGGAGACAGUAAAUCGCGCGCGCAACACUAGCCAAAUGCAAACUGCUGCUCGCAUAUAACAGUUGAUAAUUUGUUGUGCAAGCGAAGAAAGGCGGGGUGCUCGCAAAGGUACCUUGGCAAUUUCGACGCACAAAACGACGAGAUCAAAAUCUUGCGAAGCCAAAAAAAACGCGAUCCAUAUAUGAUAUGUAUCUUCCACAACUUCAGUUUUGUGAUAUACGUGCGGAUACAGUGCUGCAUUUGGAAAGAGAACGUCUGAGCAUCCCCCACUUUUGUCAUUUCAGAUGCUCGUAAAUAAGAAAGUGAUAAAAAUAGUGGUAAUGAUGUAUAUUAUCUCCACUGUAAAAGAUGGAAUUGGAAAUUGAGAUAUUAAACGAUUUGCGCUCA
Molecule: messenger RNA, 2077 nt
Organism: Vollenhovia emeryi
Lineage: Eukaryota; Metazoa; Arthropoda; Insecta; Hymenoptera; Formicidae
Gene: Rsf1
Product: RNA-binding protein Rsf1
Exons: 3
Coding region: 297-974 (225 amino acids)
Biological process (GO): mRNA splicing, via spliceosome
Cellular component (GO): nuclear speck
Molecular function (GO): RNA binding
Source: RefSeq, a predicted model, not a curated record